Molecule: messenger RNA, 3793 nt
Organism: Parus major (Great Tit)
Lineage: Eukaryota; Metazoa; Chordata; Aves; Passeriformes; Paridae
Gene: PAPSS2
Product: 3'-phosphoadenosine 5'-phosphosulfate synthase 2
Exons: 13
Coding region: 61-1911 (616 amino acids)
Biological process (GO): sulfate assimilation; 3'-phosphoadenosine 5'-phosphosulfate biosynthetic process
Molecular function (GO): ATP binding; adenylylsulfate kinase activity; sulfate adenylyltransferase (ATP) activity
Source: RefSeq, a predicted model, not a curated record
CGCGCUACGUGUCCCGCAGCCCUUAUAGCCCCGGCCCGCCGGGCCCGCCGCCGCAGCACCAUGUCGAACGGCGAGCACACGGGAUCCACCAACGUGGUUUACCAAGCCCAUCAUGUCAGCAGGAGUAAGAGAGGACAAGUUGUCGGCACCAGGGGAGGAUUCCGAGGCUGCACGGUUUGGCUCACAGGCCUUUCUGGAGCUGGCAAGACAACCAUUGGCUUUGCUCUGGAAGAGUACCUGGUGGCUCAUGGCAUCCCGUGCUACUCCCUGGAUGGCGACAACGUCCGGCACGGCCUGAACAAGAACCUGGGCUUCUCGGCCCAGGACCGCGAGGAGAACAUCCGGCGCAUCGCCGAGGUGGCACGGCUCUUCGCCGACGCGGGGCUCAUCUGCAUCACCAGCUUCAUCUCCCCCUUCACAAAGGAUCGUCAAAACGCACGGAAAAUUCAUGAGGCAGCUGGACUUCCUUUCUUCGAAAUCUUUGUAGAUGCUCCUCUAAAUAUUUGUGAAAGCAGAGAUGUGAAGGGCCUGUACAAAAAGGCAAGAGCUGGAGAGAUCAAAGGAUUCACGGGGAUUGACUCAGAGUAUGAGAAACCCGAAGCUCCAGAGCUGGUGGUGAAAACAAACGUUGCAUCGGUGUCUGAGUGCAUCCAGCAGGUCGUGGAGCUCCUCCAAGCACAGAACAUCGUGCCCCAAGGCUCAGUCAAGGAUGUUCUGGAGCUGUUUGUGCCCGAGGAUAAACUCAGCAGUGUCCGGGCUGAGGCAGAGAAGCUGCCAGCGGUGGAGAUCACCAAGCUGGAUCUGCAGUGGGUGCAGGUGCUGAGCGAAGGCUGGGCCACUCCUCUGACAGGAUUCAUGCGGGAGGCAGAGUACCUGCAAGUGCUGCACUUUGGCACCCUGCUCAACGGAAAGAGGCGCACGGUAGCUGACGGCGUGGUGAACCUGAGCAUCCCCAUCGUGCUGCCGGUGUCCGCGGAGGACAAGCAGCGGCUGGAGGGCAGCGCGGCGCUGGCGCUCAGCUUCCAGGGCCGCCGGGUCGCGGUGCUGCGCGGCCCCGAGUUCUUCGCGCACAGGAAGGAGGAGCGCUGCGCCCGCGUCUGGGGCACCACCUGCCCCCGCCACCCGCACAUCCAGAUGGUGAUGGAGAGUGGAGACUGGCUGGUUGGUGGAGACCUGCAGGUCCUGGAGAAGAUCAAAUGGAAUGAUGGGCUCGACCAGUACCGCCUGACCCCGCUGGCUCUCAAGCAGAAGUUCAGGGAAAUGAAUGCUGAUGCUGUCUUCGCGUUCCAGCUGCGCAACCCCGUGCACAACGGGCACGCCCUGCUCAUGCAGGACACGCGGCGCCAGCUCCUGGAGAGGGGCUACAAGAACCCUGUGCUCCUGCUGCACCCCCUGGGGGGGUGGACCAAGGACGACGAUGUCCCUCUGGAGUGGCGCAUGAAGCAGCAUGCAGCCGUGCUGGAGGAGCAAGUCCUGGACCCCAAGUCCACCAUUGUGGCCAUCUUCCCCUCUCCCAUGCUCUACGCCGGCCCCACGGAGGUGCAGUGGCACUGCCGAGCCCGGAUGGUUGCGGGGGCCAACUUCUACAUCGUGGGGCGCGACCCGGCGGGAAUGCCGCACCCCGACACCAAGCAGGACCUGUACGAGGCCACGCACGGCGGGAAGGUGCUGAGCAUGGCCCCCGGCCUCACCUCGGUGGAGAUCAUCCCCUUCCGGGUGGCUGCCUACAACAAGCUCAAAAGAGCCAUGGAUUUCUACGACUCCAAAAGGCACGACGAUUUUGACUUCAUCUCAGGAACACGCAUGAGGAAGCUUGCUCGGGAAGGGGGAAACCCCCCGGACGGCUUCAUGGCCCCCAAAGCCUGGAAAGUCCUCACCACGUACUACCAGUCACUGGAAAAGAAGAAUUAACUCCUCCUCCUCCUCCUCCCCCUCCCUGGAAAUGCCUGUAUUAAGAGUGAGCAAUGAUCGAUUGAUUCCCUGUGACGCAGAUCACUUGGCGUGACCCUGGGAUUUUCCUACCUGGGUCAGGGUGUUUUUUACCAAUCAGAAAUACUUGGAGCCUGGUCCUUCUCCCCCUAAAGCUGCUGGGAGCGUUCCCACAGAGCUGGAAGGGAUGGGGAGCGGGCCCGUGCCACCGGGAUCGUUGCGGUGCUGCCAGGACCACACAGCAGCUCCCAGUGCAAAGGGGGGGCCUCGGACCAGGGUAAAUCCUGCCUGUGCCCUGCCUGGAGCAGAAAUGAAGAAGUGCCUUUCCACACUGUGCCUUAGACAGUUUUUGCUAAUUAACAGCACAAUCUUUUUAAUGCCCUUUUUUACAAAGGACUUUUUAAGAUCAGCUGUGACCACCGCCAGUUCCUUGUGGCUGAGCCAAUUCCUCGCUGCUUCUUUCCUCCUCUUCGACCUCUUUGGUCAAACAAAUCCCAGGCUGCGCAUUCCUGUUGCUCCGAGUUCAGCUGUCUCUGAGACUGUGCCAUGCUGAUCCCUGCACCCACAGCUCAGCAGGGUGAACUGUCCUGGGGAGCACCAUAAAGCCCUGAGAUCCCUGAGAAAGCUCUGGACAGCAAGGAAAAGUCAGGGAUGCUGUCACUGUGCUUUCAGGUGUCCUCCCACAUGGCAGGAUGGGAUCCCCCUUCCCUCUGCCCACACUCCUCCCAUCCCAAAGGCAAAUCCAAGACAAAGCAGCAAAGACACGGCGCGAGGUGGAUCUGGAGAACCAGCUGAGAGGAGGCUGAAGCUCCUGCCCUCAUCCACACCUGUGUGGGUACAGGUGACCCCAUUCAUUCCGUGUCUGUGGGAUGGGGCCGCUGGGGACAGCCAGAGGAUGGCAGGAAAGCCCUCGGGCCCCUCAGCCCGUUGAGAACCGGCACCCAGGGCUGCUCCCAGCUCUGCCUGUGGAAAGUUACCCCGGACUUUAUCUCCUUCCCCACCCUCAUCCUGACAUGGACUUUGCCUAUUCUGUGCCCGGGGCUUUUCCGCUGACUCCAGCUCCUGGCUGGCCAGCGGGGGCUUCCUGGGACAGGGCUGCUCCUGCCUUGCCUCCCCAGCUGUGAGGUGGCAGCAGAGGAAAACAACCAAGCACUUGGUAAAGUGACAGCAAUGGUCUCACUCGGUGAUUUUUGCAGCUGGCCUGCUUUAGCAGCUGCCCCAGGACCCGUCAGGAUGCGUUCCCAAUGAGCAGGGACCAGCGUUCCUCUCCUCUCAUGCUCCGCUUUUAAUUCCGGAUGGAUCCACGCUCAGCAAAACCAACCCACUCCCACUCGUGCCACAGGAACCUGCUCUGCUGAGGCCACGGUGCCCAAGCCUUUGUCUGUGACUGGAAACUAUCCUUGCAAAAGGGCUUUUAAGUAUUUUUGGGGUUUUUUUUAAGUACUUGGAGCAAAGCUGUGUUUUACCCCAGGGCAGAUGCUGCAGGCUCCGUGGGAGCUGACAGUGCUCCAGCCUCAUCCAGCCAGCCCCUCUGGCAGGAAGCCAAAAGCAAUAUUCCCAUUUAGGAUGUUUAAGGAGUGAAACAGCACUGUUGCUGCUCAUCAUAAAAUAAUCCAGUGUUGAAAGCUGCCCCCCCAGUAAAUCACAGCAAAAUACAGAUUUUGUAUUAUCAUUUUAAACCAGCGUAGUGUCCUGAUUACCUCUGAUUAAAACACGUGGACUGGAGGGUUUAUAGUCUAUUUAUUAAAGACAUGAGACUGGAAUUUGUACCUCAACUGAUGCAUCUCAUGAUUUAAUAUAUUCUGAACUUGAUACUCUAUGAAACACUCACUUUUAGUACAAAUAAAUAUUUAUAUGUGUGAAA